AGGGGCCGGGAAGGGAGCCUUUCCAUGGGCCAUCUGUCUCCCCGCCAGCCGCCGCCCCGCCGCCGCCCGCGCCCCGCGCUCCGCCUCCCGCCCCGGCGGCUCCCGCAGCCCCGCCGCCGCCCGCGCCCGCGCCCGGGAGCCGCGCCACAAAGGGCCCGCGCGCAGCAGCCGCCGCCGCGCGAGGAGCCAGGAUGGUCCUGGUCCACGUCGGCUAUCUCGUGCUUCCAGUGUUUGGCUCUGUGCGAAACAGAGGUGCCCCCUUUCAAAGGUCUCAGCAUCCGCACGCUACCUCCUGCCGCCACUUCCACCUGGGCCCCCUGCAGCCGCAGCAGCUCGCGCCCGACUUCCCCCUGGCCCACCCCGUGCAGUCACAGCCGGGCCUCAGCGCCCACAUGGCCCCGGCCCACCAGCACAGCGGCGCCCUGCACCAGUCCCUGACCCCGCUGCCCGCCCUGCAGUUCCAGGAUGUCACAGGUCCCUCCUUCCUACCUCAGGCCCUGCACCAGCAAUACCUCCUGCAGCAGCAGCUCCUGGAAGCCCAGCACCGCAGGCUCGUCUCGCACCCCAGGCGGAGUCAGGAGCGCGUGUCUGUCCACACCCACCGACUCUACCCCAGCUUCGACUUCGGCCACCAACUCCAGACACCUCAGCCCAGGUAUCUGGCUGAGGGCACUGACUGGGAUCUCAGUGUGGACGCCAGCUUGAGCCCUGCUCAGUUCCAGGUGCGGCCCAUCCUUCAGCACUAUCAGCAUUACCUAGCGACGCCUCGAAUGCACCACUUUCCCAGAAACUCCUCCUCCACGCAGAUGGUUGUCCAUGAAAUCCGAAACUACCCUUACCCUCAGCUUCACUUCCUUGCUCUCCAGGGACUGAACCCCAGCAGACACAUCUCUGCUGUGCGGGAGAGCUAUGAGGAGCUGCUGCAGCUUGAGGACAGGUUGGGAAAUGUGACUCGAGGAGCUGUACAGAACACCAUUGAGAGGUUCACCUUCCCCCACAAGUACAAGAAGAGAAGACCCCAGAAUGGCAAGGGCAAGAAGGAAGAGGGGGAGGAGUCAGACACUGAUGAGAAAUGCACAAUUUGUCUGUCUAUGCUGGAGGAUGGAGAAGAUGUGAGGCGCCUACCCUGUAUGCACCUUUUUCACCAACUCUGCGUGGACCAGUGGCUCGCCAUGAGCAAGAAAUGCCCCAUCUGCCGGGUGGACAUUGAGACACAACUGGGAGCUGACAGCUGAGGAAGGAAUUAGCCAAUGGAUGCCCCAUUUUCCUUCACCAGGUCCCCCCACGGCCAUAGCCCUUGCAGCCAAACUUUGCCUUCUGAGCCAUUUGACGUAGAGGAAAAGCCUGCAAGCACAUUUUGUGGAAAGAGGAGUUGGUGGUAUCCGUGUCCAAGGGAAAGGAAGGGUGGGGGAGGACCCACCCAUCCAGAAUGGUGACUGUCCCCAUCUGCCUUGCUGCGCGGAAGGGAGGGAGCUGGCCGUGCCCAGAGCAGGGGUGGGAAGGGGGGGCCCAUGCUGCUGAGAAUCUAGACGUGAUCCUGAAGGUCCUAGCUGAUAGACCGGCCCCUCAAUCCUGCCCUCUGAAGGAUUGUAUAUAUACCUCUCGACCACGUAGAAACCAUGUAGGGGUCUCUAGCUAUUUCUGUGGAUGGCAGCCAGAGCAUGUUAGCUUAAGAAAAAUGUUGUGUGUGGUGCUCUAGUCAUCUUGUGGUGGACAUGUCGCUAUUACCGAAUUCGCACCAAAUAUUUCUCAUUGAGUUUCUUGUUUUGGUGCCUGACCGAAGCAACCAACGACAGCCCAAAUCUUCCCAUCUUUAAGAGAGAAAUGGGAAAAGGAAUCAGAAAUGAAAAAAAAA
Molecule: messenger RNA, 1855 nt
Organism: Myotis myotis
Lineage: Eukaryota; Metazoa; Chordata; Mammalia; Chiroptera; Vespertilionidae
Gene: ARK2C
Product: ring finger protein 165
Exons: 8
Coding region: 192-1235 (347 amino acids)
Biological process (GO): positive regulation of BMP signaling pathway; motor neuron axon guidance
Molecular function (GO): ubiquitin protein ligase activity; zinc ion binding
Source: RefSeq, a predicted model, not a curated record